AUGUUCUAUGAUGCCGUCUGCUACAGAUUGUUGUAAAUCAUUCUGAUAUAGAAGAUGAAAAUAAUACCUUUUUCGCAUCUGUUCAAUGCCAUGUGGAGCCAAGGCACUGUAAGAACACAAACCAAAACCAAGUUCAUUUGCAAGGCAUUUCAAGUUCCAGGAUAUGUGCAACAUGGGUGUGGUAACAUGGCCAUUGUACACUUUUCCCAAAUGCUGGAGGCAGGUGCAAGGGCAAAUCAGUUCACCUUUGCCAGUGUUCUUACCGCUUGUGCGAUUGCGGCAGAUUUGGGAUAUGGUAGACAAGUUCAUGUGCACUUGAUCAUGUCUGGAUUUGACUUGAAUGUAUUUGUUGGAAAUGCACUUAUUACUAUGUAUGUCAAGUGUGGAAGCAUAGAAGCUGCAAGGAGAACGUUUGAUGAAAUACCUGAGCCAAAUCUUAUCUCCCAGAAUGCCAUAAUUGCAGGUUAUGUGCAACAUGGAUUUGAUUGGGAUGCCCUAACAAUUUUUUCCCAAGUGCAACAGUUAGGUAUCGGAGCAGAUGAGUUCACCUUUUCUAGUGUUCUUGCAGCAUGUGCGAGCUUGGUGGCUGUGGAACAGGGGAGGGCAAUCCAUGCCCGCAUGGUGAGAUCUAUGUUUAAGUCAAACGUCUUUGUAGGGAGUGCCCUUGUUGAUGUAUAUGCAAAAUGUGGAUAUAUAGCAGAUGCAUACAAAGUUUUUGAUAAAAUGCCUGAAAAAGACACAGUCUUAUGGAAUUCAAUUAUUGCAGGGUAUGUACAUAAUAAGCAAGGUGAAAAGGCCAUGAAACAAUUACACCGAAUGCAACGGGAAGGCAUUCAGCCAGACAGAUUCUCAUUGGUAAGCAUCCUUGGUGCCUGUAUAUGCGCAGAAUAUCUUAAUUAUGGAAAGCAGGUACAUGCCUACACAAUUCAAACCAGAUUGAAUUCAAAUUUAUCUUUAAAUAAUGCUCUCAUCAACAUGUAUGUCUGGUGUGGGAGAAUAGAUAAUGCAAGAUUAGUGUUUGACAAAAUGGCAGAGCAUAAUAUAGUCUCCUGGACUGCAAUAAUAGCUGGAUUUGUUCAUGAGAAGCAUGAGGACGAAGCUCUGAAAAUAUUUUGCAAAAUGCAGCAAGCAGGAAUGAAGCCAAACCAGUUCACAUUUGCUACCAUUCUUAGUGCAUGUGGAAGCUUAGCAACCCUAGAAAAUGGAAAGCAGGUGCUUGCUCAGACCAUUAAGAUUGGUUUUGUUACAAAUGUUUGUGUGCAAAAUUCUAUUAUUGCAAUGUAUGCUCAAUGUGGAAACUUAGAGGAAUCAAAGAAAGUGUUCAGGGAUGCACCUGAAAGAGAUGUUGUCACAUGGAAUGCAAUAAUAUCUGGAUGUGCUCAGCAUGGUCAUGGCAAUGAAGCCCUGCAGCUCUUUGAAAACAUGCAAGAUCUUGGUGUGAAUCCAGACUCCAGAACAUUUGUUUGUGUUCUUUCUGCAUGCAGGCAUGCAGGCCUGGUGAAAGAUGCUCGUCAUAUCUUUGAUUCAAUGAUUUGUGAUUAUGGAAUCAUACCAAGGUUAGAACACUAUGCGUGCAUGGUUGAUCUUCUUGGCCGUGUGGGACAACUUCAUCAAGCAAUGGACUUUAUCAAGCAAAUGCCAAUAGAACCCAAUGCGUCAAUGUGGCAGACAUUGAUUGGUGCUUGCAAGGUACAUGGAAAUGUUGAACUAGGAAAAUAUGCAGCAGAGCGUAUUCUUGAGUUGGAACCACAAGCAGCAGAAACAUAUGUUUUGCUAUCAAACAUCUAUGCUGCAGCUGGAAGAUGGGAUGAUGUGGCAUACAUGAGAAAUUUAAUGAGUGAAAGGGGUGUGAUUAAAGAUCCAGGAUGUAGUUGGAUUGAGGUUCAAAACAGGGUGCACACAUUUACUGUUGGCGACUGAUGACAUUCCUAGAUUAGAAAUAUUUAGGACAAUUGGAGUUGUUGAGUAGACAGAUGGAGACAGGGUAUUAGCCAGUUUCAAACCUUGUGUUUGAUUGGUGCUUGCAGGGUCCAUGGAAACAUCGAACCAGGAGAAUAUGCCACAGAGUGUAUUCUUGAGUUGGAACCACAAGUAGCAGAAACAUAUAUUCUGCUAUAAAACAUAUAUGCUGCGGCUGGAAGAUGUGAUGUAGCAAAUAUGAGAAAUUUAAUGAAAGUGAGGGGUGUGAUAAAAGAUCGAGGAUGUAGUUUGGAUUGAGGUCCAACACAGAAUGCAGAUGUUUACUGUUAGGGGUCAGUCUCAUUCACAGAUGAAUGGUAUAUAUUAUAGUUGGAGUUGUUGAGUAGACAGAUGGAGGCAGGGUUUUCCUCGGACUCUUGCAUUGCAUGCCAUGCAAGAAAAACGAGAUGAACACAUGUUUUAUCACCACAGUGUAAAUUGUUACUUGCCUUUGGGCUUAUCAUUACACCUCAAGUAGUUCUUAUUCAAAUUAUCAAGAACCCGCAUCUGUGUUGAGAUUCCCACAGUACCACCAAGUUUUGAGAAUGGGCUGUCUUUAUACGGUCACUAAGGUAGUGCAGCUUAAAAAGGAAAGACACAUGAACUUGAAUUACCCUCUUUUACUUGUUUGAUGAAAGGACUAGUUGCAAGUUUGUCACAGACUCAUAAGUUUGUUAAGAUAUUUUGUUUGAAAAGGAUAUACAUCACUACCAUCACCACUGUCACUGAACGCUAGCCUGAAAAUUUUCUCAGAACCAUUAUCUUUUAAGUAUCACCACAAUGCUAGAGGUUCACCAAUCAAAUGUCAUUGAUCUCCAUACUUAUGUCAAUUGCAGCGGGUGUGCCCUGAGAAGCAAACUAGAAAUGGAAGUUGCAGAUAACUUUUAAUAUUGCUUAGAGAUAUUUGUUUGCAAAUCAGUUGCUUUGGCAUUUACACCAGGAUGCAAAAUGGUAUGAAGAAGCUAUGAGAAACCACAAAAAAUAUCAUUUUUGUGUCUUGUGUGGAGAGAAUUUAUGAUUAUCUAUGAGUUGAAGGGGUUAUGAGCUAUCAGGCUACAUUGCUUCUGGGGCCCUUUUUUAACAAGGCCCCUAUUCUGGGUAAAACAGCAGAUUAAAUCCUCACAUUAGGAACUUAAUGAUUUUGGAGCUUGUAGCUUGGACUUUCCCCACAUAGAUUCUUUUGGGUUUGAUCGAAUUUUGUGAAGAACACUCCCUACUUGUUGAAUAUACCUUGUAGCUUCUGAUGACAAUGCUUGAGUAUUGCCUUGUCUCUAUAACAUGCUAUACCAGCAAAAUGAAUCAGUCUUGGACUUCA
Messenger RNA from Cryptomeria japonica (Japanese cedar), 3274 nucleotides. Its product is annotated as pentatricopeptide repeat-containing protein At3g02330, mitochondrial. Gene Ontology annotation, biological process: RNA modification. The transcript is spliced from 2 exons. NCBI's taxonomy places the organism in Eukaryota, Viridiplantae, Streptophyta, Pinopsida, Cupressales, Cupressaceae. The coding region runs from base 55 to 1920 and encodes 621 amino acids. The record is from RefSeq and is a predicted model, not a curated record. Gene Ontology annotation, molecular function: RNA binding; protein binding.